AUGGGCUCCUCAAACUCCAAACUCAUCCUUCCUCAAAUAUCAGAGCACACUGCAAAAAAUGGCAUGCCUCCCGUGAUCCGCGUCACCCAGAAAAAAUCAUGGAAAGAAAUCAUAUGUUUCCUCAGCGAGCCCGGCGCUGAUCCUUUAUACUGCAUCAACCUCCCCGAUGGUUUGUGGGGAAACAUGACCCUUCAUGACGGACCCGACCCUACGUCUCCCCCUCUCGCCCACGCAGUAGGAGCUGAAGGUGAUCCUACGGCCAACAAAGAGAUCCUGCGCUGGAGGGUCGGAAAGAAGGAGACCUUCUGGUUUGCCAUGGAUGUGGGUCAGGGCGCUGACCGGCGACUGGAGCGUUUCGAAUGGCGACGUUCUCACGGAGAUGAAGUCAAGAGUAUCGGCGAGUCUAGCUGGGGCUGGAAACUUGUUCGGUUGGGAGCCACAAGGGCAGGUGCCGGGAGUCAUGAUGAUAGCGAUCACGGCGAUGUCAAUCACACGACAGGCAGAGCCAGCGAUGGCAAGGAGGUGGUUGCUGUGUGGGCGGACAGUAAAAGCUGGAAGACACUCACCAAGGUGGGCGAGCUUCACCUCUGCGGGAGCGGUUCGACGGGUGAGUUGGGAACGUCCUGGGCGCUGAUGGUUGUCAUGAGUUGCAUGUGCAUCUGGCAGAAGAUGGUGCAGUUAGCCUCUGGUGGGCUUGGCACCAGUACCUACACUCAUCUCCUCAAGAAUGUUCCCGGGAAUAAAGUUAUCUUGAUCAGCCGUUUUCCUGACAAGGUUCCGAACACGUACGUCCAAGACGGAGUCCAAUUGCCGGUAAUAAACGCUGCAGUUCGCGCUGGGGUAAAACACAUAUUCUACAGCUCCCUUGGCUUCGCCGGAAACCUCACGGAUCACUCUUGUGCCGUUGUGAUGCAGGCUCAUCUUGAUUCUGAGCGGCAUCUGGCGAGUCUCGCCGCCUCCCACCUCGGUUUCACCUACACCAGCAUCCGGGAGGGGUUGUACUCGGAGUCCUUUCCCAUAUACACCGCAUUCUUCGAUCUUCAGAACCCGUCGGAUGAGAUACGCAUUCCACAUGACGGCUCAGGGCCGGGAAUCUCUUGGGUGAAGCGUGACGAGCUGGGCGAGGCCACAGCUAAACUGAUCGAGAAAUAUGCGUCGCAGCCGGAAGCAUUUCAAUAUGUGAACAACAAAGUGCUAUUGACCGGAAACAGGGCUUGGUCAUUAACCGACACCGUCAAGUGUCUUGGCCAGGCUAUCGGCAAGGAUGUCAGGAUCAUCAAAGUGGAUGUGGACGAAUACGCUAGCCAACCCCAGGUCGUUGGGCGCUUUGGGUCAGUGGAGAUGGGAAAAUCGUGGGCGACGGCAUGGGAAGCAAUCCGAGAUGGAGAGACAGAAGUUGUGACCCCCACACUAUUGGAAAUACUGGGCAGGGUGCCUGAGGAAUUCGACAAAACGAUCAGGGACUUGGUUACGAAGGCUCAUGAAUGA
Molecule: messenger RNA, 1488 nt
Organism: Scedosporium apiospermum
Lineage: Eukaryota; Fungi; Ascomycota; Sordariomycetes; Microascales; Microascaceae
Exons: 4
Coding region: 1-1488 (495 amino acids)
Source: RefSeq, a predicted model, not a curated record